ACUAGCUAGCUAGCUGUAAUAUCAUGGCAGUUCAUCCAUGCUUCCCGACCAUUGAGAAUUGCUCCUCCGUUGACCGCCAUAACCAGACGGUGGUGGCCGACAUGGAUGGAACUCUUCUCCGCGGCCGCAGCUCCUUCCCUUAUUUCGCCAUCGUUUCAUUCGAAACAGGGGGUCCUCUCCGCCUCUUCUUCUACCUACUCUGCUCCCCACUCGCCGGAAUACUCUAUUACUUCGUCUCUGAGUCCGCCGGCAUUCAGGUCCUAAUCUUCGCUGCCUUCGCCGGAGCCAAGUUGUCCAACAUUGAGUCUGUGGCACGUGCGGUGCUUCCCAAGUUUUACUCAGACGACGUCCACCCGGAAUCAUGGCGAGUUUUCUCAGCAUGCGGUCGCCGAGUGGUGCUCACUGCCAACCCGAGGAUAAUGGUGGAGCCAUUUCUCAAGGAGUUUCUAGGAGUCAACAAGGUUUUAGGAACCGAGAUCGGAGUUUAUAAGGGACGAGCAACAGGUUUCGUUAACAAAAGUGGAGUGCUCGUCGGAAACAACAAGGCGAAUGUUCUCAAAAAGACCUUCGGAGAUGAGCUACCUCAGAUCGGGCUCGGUGACCGACACACAGAUUUCCCAUUCAUGUCACUGUGCAAGGAAGGCUACGUGAUUCCAGCAAAACCGACAGUGAAGGCGGUUUCCAGCGACAAGCUAUUAAAGCCCGUUAUAUUCCAUGACGGCCGCCUCGUUCAGAAGCCAUCUCCGUUCGAUGCCCUGCUAAUCGUCUUAUGGUUUCCUGUUGGCUUCAUCCUAGCAUGCCUUCGUAUGGCUGCAGGCUCACUACUUCCCAUGUCUCUCGUUUAUUAUGCCUUCUGGGCGUUGGGCGUUCGCGUUUAUGUCAAGGGAUCACCUCCCCCACCCCCGGAGAAGUCCUCCGGCGAAAAGACUGGUCGAUCUGGAGUUCUAUUCGUAUGCUCCCAUAGGACUCUGCUCGACCCCAUAUUCCUCUCCACCGCCCUCGGCCGUGCCAUACCUGCAGUCACUUAUUCCGUUUCCAGGCUGUCGGAGAUCAUUUCCCCAAUCAAAACAGUCAGGCUAUCACGUGACCGCGUUGCUGACGCGGCCAUGAUCAAGAAGCUUCUAGAACAAGGUGACUUAGCCAUAUGUCCGGAGGGAACCACCUGUCGAGAACCCUUCCUCCUCCGGUUUUCCGCUUUGUUCGCAGAACUGACCGACCAGCUGGUGCCUGUAGCAAUGGUGAACCGGAUGAGCAUGUUCCACGGGACAACAGCCAGGGGUUGGAAAGGGAUGGACCCAUUUUACUUUUUCAUGAAUCCUAGACCUGUAUAUGAGGUUACCUUCCUCCCAAGGCUUCCCAAGGAGAUGACAUGUGGAUUCGGAGGAAAACAGAGCCAUGAAGUUGCUAACUACAUACAGGGAGUGCUAUCUUCCUGUCUUUCAUACCAGUGCACUUCCUUUACCAGGAAAGACAAGUACAGAGCUCUCGCCGGAAAUGAUGGGAUCGUGGCUUCCUCGGAGUCAGUCAAGGAGAAGAACACUCAAUUCAAUCACAAGGAUAAUACUAAAGUAAUGGGAUGCUGA
Molecule: messenger RNA, 1583 nt
Organism: Impatiens glandulifera
Lineage: Eukaryota; Viridiplantae; Streptophyta; Magnoliopsida; Ericales; Balsaminaceae
Product: glycerol-3-phosphate acyltransferase RAM2-like
Exons: 3
Coding region: 24-1583 (519 amino acids)
Biological process (GO): cutin biosynthetic process
Cellular component (GO): membrane
Molecular function (GO): phosphatase activity; glycerol-3-phosphate 2-O-acyltransferase activity
Source: RefSeq, a predicted model, not a curated record